AUGGAGGACCCCAAGCAGGCCAGGGAGAAGACAAAGAAAACAACCAUCGAAAAUGCUAAAGCAUGGGGUGAGUACUUGCUAAACUUGCUCAUAGAAAGUCCAUUGCCACCAUCCAUCCUUGCGACUCUCGUGUUCGCUCAGCAUGCUCGACCUUUCCAAGUGACUCCCAUGCUCUUCCCUCCACUGCUUCUAUUCUCAACGUAUCUCAAUCUGCAAGGCUACAAGAUCGACAGUGCGGGCACCACGGCUGCCUUUAGCGGCCUCUAUCUUGUUCUGGCGGGGAGGAGACGACACCCAUUCAUGAGCAAGUUUGGCGCCAGAGGCAUUAUCCGAGGUGCUACUAUGGGCUUAUGCCUGGCAAACGUUGUCGGCGGCGGACUGGCAUAUACCUUCGGCUCGAGGAGGAAAGAGGACGAUAAGGGAAGCAAUAUCUAG
Endocarpon pusillum Z07020 is the source of this 435-nucleotide messenger RNA. RefSeq lists its product as uncharacterized. NCBI's taxonomy places the organism in Eukaryota, Fungi, Ascomycota, Eurotiomycetes, Verrucariales, Verrucariaceae. The coding region runs from base 1 to 435 and encodes 144 amino acids. The record is from RefSeq and is a predicted model, not a curated record. The transcript has 2 exons.